This is a messenger RNA of Alternaria arbusti, 1410 nucleotides long. RefSeq lists its product as uncharacterized. Gene Ontology annotation, molecular function: oxidoreductase activity; zinc ion binding. Bases 1 to 1410 code for a protein of 469 amino acids. NCBI's taxonomy places the organism in Eukaryota, Fungi, Ascomycota, Dothideomycetes, Pleosporales, Pleosporaceae. The transcript is spliced from 6 exons. The record is from RefSeq and is a predicted model, not a curated record.
AUGAAAGCUGGCCAGUGGGAUCCCAAGCAGCAAAAGGUCGUCGUCAAUGACGUGCCGAAACCCACCGAAGCACCAAAUCAGUUCCUAGUCAAGAUACAGUCAGCAUCAUUAUGUCAUUCAGACUUGCUCAUGGCCAUGAGACCCGACUACAACGUUACCUUAGGCCAUGAAGGAGUCGGCUACAUUGAGUCCAUUGGACCGGAAGCCAGCAACAAAGGCUUCAAAGUCGGUGAUGCUAUCGGAUUUAACUACUUCAUCGGGGCAUGUUUCGAAUGCGAAGGUUGCAUGAUCCACAACAUGCGAUGCGAGACGGGUAACCAGAAACUACAAGGUUUUGUGUCGGAUGGGUACUUCGCCGAGUACGCGGUCGUUGAUUGGCAGAAUGCAGUCAAGCUACCCGAAAACCUCGAUAUGAGUAAGACUGCACCGCUGUUCUGUGCGGGUAUCACAGCAUUUCAUUCAGUGGACAGCUGUGAGUUGAAGGCGGGCGAUUGGCUGGCGGUUAUCGGGUGCGGCGGUCUUGGACAGUAUGCGAUACAAUAUGCAAAAGCCUUGGGUAUCAAGACUAUCGGUCUCGAUAUCAACGACAACCAACUCGAUGUGGCGAAGAAGGUCGGCGCGGAAGCUGUCUUCAACUCCAUGAAGAACAAGGAUUAUCUCGAAGAGAUCAAGAAGCUCACUGGAGGCAAAGGAUGCCACGCAGCGGCGGUCUACAGCGCAUCGAAUGCAGCAUACGCCGGCGCCCCAGAUGUCUUGAGAACAGGCGGACUACUCAUGGUCAUUGGAAUCGCACCGAAAGGACUGGACUUCAUCAAUACCUUCGACUUAACAACAGGACGGUACCGCAUCAAGGCCGACAGCACGGGUAUUCCGCAGCGAAUGAAGAAGGCUGUGGAUUUCACUGGCAAGCACAGCAUACAACCAGAAGUCGAGUUCCGCAAGAUUGAUGAUUUGCCGCAGAUGGUCGCUGAUAUGGAGGCUGGUAAAGCGGAGAAGAGACAGGUUGUUCAUGAUUUCGCGAAUCCCGAGUUCGAAUGGGACAAACAAGAGAACUACCAGCGUCUGUCCAUCCUCCUCUCCUUUUUCUUUCGCAAACACCCCGACGUUACCGAUGAAUUCUUCAAGAAGCACUACAAUCACAUCCACUCCGACCUCACCGUCGCCUGCAAGAAGUUCCACGCAGUCAAGAUACAACGCUACGUUCAGCACUACCAAUCACCAGGCCUCAAAGGCAAACUGCAGAGCUUGGGCAUGGAUCUAUUAGACUACGAUGCUUGCAGUCAAAUCUGGGUGAAGAAGUGGGAAGAUUGGGAGGCUUUUGCCGGGAGCGACGAGUACCGGGCUGCACUCAUGCCGGAUGCGGAGAAGUUUAUGGAUCUGGAGAAGGGCAUCCAGGUCAUGGCUGGGUGA